This is a messenger RNA of Scutellospora calospora, 817 nucleotides long. NCBI's taxonomy places the organism in Eukaryota, Fungi, Glomeromycota, Glomeromycetes, Diversisporales, Gigasporaceae. The record is from the annotation of a GenBank genome assembly.
AUGUCCUUGGAAGAAGAUUUUGAAGAAAUAUCGAUAGACAGAAGAGAAGUUAAAAAGAUAUUGCUUAUCGGCAGAACAGGAGGUGGCAAGUCUACUCUAGCUAAUGUUCUGGUUAAAAAAGAUCAACAAUUUUCAGUAAGCAGUUCAAGCGGUAGUUUAACAAAAUCAAUCCAAUCGGAGAUUUUCGAAGAAAAUGGAAUAAAAUACCAAAUAAUUGACACCAUUGGCCUUUGUGAUACUGCGAUGUCAAAAGAAAAAGCAAUUAGUGAACUUGCCGAAACUUGCCAAAUGUUAAAAGGAGGUUUAUACGAAAUUUUCUUGGUAACUGGUGAUAGAUUUACUGAAGAAGAAAGACAGAUGUAUGAUACAUUGAAAGUAACAAUUUUUGAUCAUAAAUUUGUUCAUUAUACAACUAUUAUUCGCACAAAGUUUCCGAAUUUUAUUAAUGAAGAAGAUUGUAAAAAAGAAGAAGAAAAUUUGAACCGAACUAAUCCUGAAUUUUCAAGAAUAAUUAAAGAAUGUAAAAACAUUAUUUUUAUAGAUAAUCCUCCUUUGACUGGAUUUCCUAAUGCCGUUAACGCAAAUAGAGAAGUACGCGAGUAUUCAAGAAAAAAAAUUAUUGAAAGUCUCGUUUUUAGUUGUGAAAAAUACUAUCCACCUGCCUUAAAAGAAAUAAGUGAAAAGGUUGUUACUUAUUUUACUGAAAAAGUGAAGUUAGAAAAAGAUUUAGAAGAAGCAAAGAAUGCAAAACACUUGAGCGAUGAGGAAAUAAAAGAAAAGGAGAGAAGAAUAAAGGAACUUGAAAAAGAGAUAGAAA